Messenger RNA from Erythranthe guttata (spotted monkey flower), 717 nucleotides. The record is from RefSeq and is a predicted model, not a curated record. Lineage: Eukaryota; Viridiplantae; Streptophyta; Magnoliopsida; Lamiales; Phrymaceae.
AUGGCAAAAGAAAUUCUACAGAAACACGAUCAAAUUUGCUCCGACCGGACGGUAGCUCACACGACUCACGCAGCAAACCACCAUAAGGGCUCUUUAGCCUGGCUACCGGUGGGUAACAAAUGGCGUAAAUUUCGUAGAAUUUGCAAAGAGCACAUGUUCACGGUGGAUAAGCUCCAAUCGAGCGAAGGCCUCCGCAAAGAAAAGCUGCAGCAGUUGCACGAAUGUGGCAGUAAUAGACGUGUUGUUGAUAUUGAGGAGGUUGCAAUUGUGACCUCCCUAAAUUUGAUUUCAACAACUCUCUUUUCUAUUGAUUUUUCUCGCUUCGGCUCCGAUUCGGCUCAAGAAAUGAAGAGCACUAUCAAAGGCCUGAUGACGAUUGCAGGGACCCCUAACCUUGUUGAUUACUUCCCGAUCCUUAAGUUGAUCGAUCCACAAGGCCUUAAGAGCGAAUCAGAUGCUUAUGUUGGGAAGUUGCUUACGACAUUCGAUCAAAUAACUAGUGAAAGGUUGCGAUCGAUGGGCGUCUCAUCUUCCGAUUCUCCUAGGAAAAAUGAUUUACUUCAAGUACUUCUUGAUCUCAUCCAAGAACGCGAUUCUGACUUGAGCCGCGACGAGUUAAAGCAUUUGUUUUUGAUAUGUUUCAUCGUGAAGGAGCGUCUACAGUACGACCACCUCUCUUGGAUGGAUCAAAUUACUCUUACUGGAAAUCGAAGAUGA